Molecule: messenger RNA, 1286 nt
Organism: Suillus plorans
Lineage: Eukaryota; Fungi; Basidiomycota; Agaricomycetes; Boletales; Suillaceae
Exons: 15
Coding region: 47-904 (285 amino acids)
Source: RefSeq, a predicted model, not a curated record
GUAAUCUCCCAUAUGUUUGUUCAACCUUGACAUUUUUGACCUCUAGAUGGUGUAUUCAACUGACGAUAUCGUGGUAGCGACGAGCUUGCAGUCCUUUAAAUACAUAUUUGCCUCGACGGCUACAUUCUGGACCUAUGAUUAUGCAUGUUCGCUUCAUGAAGAGUGGACAUUUUUACUUCGAUCGCACUGGAGCAAGAUGAAAGGCCUGUAUAUUGUCACACGAUACCUCCCCUUUAUCUUUCUUGCCACGAAUCUAUAUAUGAGCGUUACCCCGAAUGAAAACCCAGCUAAAUGCCGGGUGUUGGCAAAUAUUGAAUCAGGUCUCGGCAUUGCAUUAGUCAUUUUAUCCGAAUGUUUUUUUAUUCUCAGAACAUAUGUGCUCUGGAACAAGAAUAGAAUCUUGCUCGCAGCCAUCCUGUGCACCUUGUUCAUUUUUGUCAUAGUAUCCUUCAGCGUUACCUUCGACACUACCGUCCCCGCAGCAUAUACGACUAGCGCGAUCCCGGGAAUCACAGGGUGCCACCGGAGUUCGACCAGUCACAGGCUCUUCAUACCAUUUCUUCUCUUUUCCGUAUUCGAACUGGGACUCAUGAUCCUCACGCUCAUACGUGCCAUACAGAGCUCGCGGACAAACCCAAGCCAUCUGUAUGCUGUUUUGCUGAACCACAACAUAUCCUAUUAUGCAUGCAGUCUUCUGUUUUCGGUGACGACCGUCUUCAUAUUGCUCCUCCUUCAGCACACCUACCAGACCAUUUUGGAUAGUUUCCAGUUUACGAUCCUUGCAACCCUCGCCACGCGCAUGCACCUGCAUCUCUGGCAGGUGAAUCGGCAUCCACACGGCUCUACUAGUGCCCUCGUGCAUAUUCCAAUGUCCGACAUUUCAUUUGCAAAUCCCAUGGAGUGAUUUCUUAUUCUGUGGCUUAUCGGUGUCGUUCGUGGAGCGAGGCUUGGACCGUACAAGAUGACUGAUGGGGUGGGCUUGAUAGAGUUGUGUUACGUGCUGAAUUUAUAGGAUGAGUCUGUCGCGGGUGGUAGGGGAAUUUGAAUAUCCUUGAUCUAUUUAACACCUGUAUUUUCCACUGCAAGCGGUGGCGUCUAUCCUCAAUGCGAUAGCACUCAAGCAAGGUUUGAAGGACUCUCGCCCACACAUACCUGCAUGUAUGAACCGGUGUUGCAACCCGAGCCAUGUCUCACCAAGUCGAGCCGAGCCCCCAGGUCACGGCCUGCACAAGACUUGGGCUCGAAUUUUGCAAAAGCCCAAGCUGGAAGUUUGUCAUCUAUUCGUG